CAUCAAAUGUAGUUGUAAAUGGUAACCAUUCCCAACUACGACGGUAGCCGUCACUAGCGCCUGUUCCAGUUGUCCCUCUCUUUUCGCCAUAUCGUGGCAGGGUCUUGGCCCACCUACAUUCCUUACAAAAUUCAAGCUGUGAUCGUUCAGCGUUCCUACUGUAACAGUGCAUAAUCCGCCAAUGCAUUCUGAAUUUCGUCGCAUACCUGCUGAGCGGGUACGGCACGCAAAACGGCUGGGUCAUGUUCAGCCUGUAAACAACCCGUUUGCGUCUCCUCUCGUGUUCGCUAAAGAUGCCACAAAUUCUACCACCACCACUCAAAGUACUACCGCCAAAACAACCGUAACAUCAUCUACCACACCUGUUGCAGUAUCCUCGACAGCGAAGACUAGUUCUUCACAGUCGUCUGCAACUCUUGCUACCUCCUCGCAGACGUUGACGUCUUUGCAGUCCACUCUCACUACAUCCUCUACAACCACCUCGUCUACGAGUAGCCCCGCUGCCAAGGGACUAACUACUAGUCUCUCGCAAUCCACGUCCCAAUCUGUGGUUCUCGUUACCACCACUCCCACUCCAACAGCCACCGCUAUCAAUAAUGUCAGUAGCGCUUCAAGCCAGACUCUUUCUGGCGGCGCACUUGGUGGUAUUAUCGCAGCCUCUGUAGUGGUCGCCCUGGCUCUGGUUAUAUUCAUCGUUCGCAAGACGUAUCUCCGCCGCAGGGAGAACCGUCGCCUUUCUUGGCCUGCUGGCAACGUCUUCAACGACAAUGUCUUCAACGAGACCAAGCCACUUCCUCCAGCUCCCGUUGACGACUUCUCUGAAAAGCCUGUUUCGGUGAGGAAUUCACCAAUGUCGCCUUUUGAGGCGCAUGGGCAGUCACUGUACACGAGCCCUCCGCAACCCCCGAUUCAAAGGAUGCAGAGUCCAUUCACGGGGUACGCAGGCCCAGCCCCGCCUGCCGCUUCGUAUAACAACCCGAUGCCCAUGUAUUCCCAACCACCGCCCUCUCUAAGCCCUGGAAACUCUGCUGUUGCCAUGGCACGUGCAGCAGCAGGCGCCAACUCGUACCCUUCUAGUACCCCUGCUCCAACACCUCCACCCAGAUUUCCGACUGCCUCUGAGGCAGUUGUCAACCGCGCGUUCAUCCCCACGCUUCCCGACGAGCUCUCAGUCACAGCGGGCGAGCGUAUUCUUGUGCUUGCUCAGUAUGACGACGCAUGGGCGCUCUGUGCGAAUGGGCGUGGUGAACAAGGCAUGGUUCCCCAGGAGUGCCUAGAUCGACCUGUCGCAUAUAAUCAGGGAGACUGGCGGAACGCUAGGCGUACUAGCAGUCUGGCUUCUGAUGGCAGACACUUUUAACUUUGAUGUCGUUCGUGAGCUGGACCGCAGGGUCGGACCAGUGCAUCACCAUAUGUUUAACUUUAUUUAUUUAGAUACCUCGCAUCUCGCAGCGAUAUUCCAGCGACCACACUUUUCUACUACGUUUUGUUUUUCGUUCUUAUGAUAUGCACAUCUCGAAUUAUCCGGUACGGUUUGGGGGUGGGGGUGCGGAUGAUUUGUUGUUGAGUACUCCGUAUCAUCCCUCUGGCUCGAGCGUUAUCUCAUAAAAUUAUAUGGACG
This is a messenger RNA of Suillus clintonianus, 1621 nucleotides long. RefSeq lists its product as uncharacterized. Gene Ontology annotation, molecular function: protein binding. The transcript has 3 exons. The record is from RefSeq and is a predicted model, not a curated record. Lineage: Eukaryota; Fungi; Basidiomycota; Agaricomycetes; Boletales; Suillaceae. Bases 182 to 1360 code for a protein of 392 amino acids.